CGCACAACGUCCGUCGCAUCCAAACCGCAUACACCGCUGUUGGUCGUCCGUCGCACGCGCGCGCCCACACGAAACACGCACUUGUACGCCGUCCGCGCGUCCCGUCGAUCCUGCUCCUGUCGACCGGCUCUCUCACGUGACCGCGGUCCGCCCGGGACGUUUCGUACGCGCGAUACCGCAGUCGUAGUCGUGACGCGCGUUCAUCUCACGGCGUUCGGUGUGUUAUAUAUCGUCAGGUGUUCGGCGACCGAUCGGAAAACACGAUAACAGUACACGCGCAAAGCGCGCGCGAGCUCGUUCCACCGAUUUUUUAUUUCAUUUCGUUUUAUUUUUAUUUUUCCUUUUUUUUCUUCUCCUUUACCCAGCGCAUUUGAUCCCGCCAAAAAGUAUCCUCGGCCCGUCGGUUCGGGUUCGUCGUAUUUUAUUUGUUUUGUUUUUUUUUUUUCCGAAAAUGGAUGGAACUGUUUUCCGCGCCGUCGUCUUGCUGACAAUCAUAUUCAAGGCACACGAGGUCUCUAUGCAAGAUUACGAUGUGUCGGAAAUACAAUGUUCGUUUUCGACGGACUCAUUGAGGGUGGGCAAAGCGCUGUUGGGCGUCAAAGACGUGAUAUCCGCCAGACUGAAGAAACCUGAAGGAUUCAAGGGACAUCCACUGUUUGCCGAUGACCGAUCCGUUGACCCACUCAUCGAUCCAAUCUGUCAGAUACGACCCGACUUGGCGGACGCAUCACUGUUGACCUACAACUUGUUGGUCACCGAUUUUACGCGGUGUGGCGUACUCCGGAGAAACGGUUUCGUGCACGUCCGAGUGUGGUUUCCACAGUUUCCCGGCGUGGUGAUGAUGUCCGAUCAAGAGCUGAUCAUAAUGUGCAAGCCGCCGGAACCGACGGUGAUCGAGAACAAAGCUGCGGGUUUUGCCGGAAGUUUCCCACACGGUGCGCGGGUGUCCGGAGUCGUAGAAGAGACGCCCGGAAGACUUGAGUACGAGGUUGCCCUGUACAAGGAAGCGCCCGCUCGAUUGACCAACUUGAGCCACAACAGCGAGCUGCCCGUCGACCAGGCUGUGCCCAUCGGCACCAAAUUACAGCUGCGGGCCAGGAUCAAUCCGCAUUCAGCUUGGAAGUUCGUCAAGUUAAUGGAAGUGUCCGUGUCUCCAGAUCCCGAUAACGCGCACGUGUCCGGCAGCGUCGCCCUGGUCAAGGACGGAUGCCGAAACCGAGAUUUUGCGACAAUUAUCCCGCAUCAGCCGGCCAAGUACCGGGAGCGGCACAACGAAGUAUUUUUGGACUUUGAGGCGUUCUUGCUGAGCACAAUGAAAGAACGGUCGACGUUAUGGAUUCACUCGCAGAUAAAAGCGUGCAUGGACGCCAACGACUGUCAACCGGAAUACUGCUUGGAUCUGUUCGAACCGUCCGGGCACGGGCGUCGGCGCAAGAGGCACGUGAACACCAACAGCACGGCGCUGCUAUCGACCGUGGCCGCGGACGCAGCGGACAAGUCGUUGAACGCGACGAACUUCGCGAAGUUCAAGGAGAACAUCGAGUACACGGUGAUCAUGCCCGAGGACAUAUACCACGGUAGUCCGGUGACGUCGGAGAACAACUGCGGCACGUUCCUGGCGCUGUCCGGCAUCCUCGGGUGUCUGCUGUUCGUGGCCGCCAUGAUCCUGUGCUACCUGACGUCCCGGCUGCAGGCGGCCAUCGGGUCCAAGUACAGGACGCAACAGGACUCGUUCGGCGGUCGGCUGAACUGCGGCGGCCAGUCGUCCAAGUUCCCCGUAUCGUUCACCGGUUCCUCGGCAUACACGGGGCGGUUACAUUGAUCAUUGCCGUCAUCAACGUCAUCAUCAUCAUCAUCACCAUCAUCAUCAUCAUAAUCGUUCCGAGUGUGCUCGUGCGAUCGAAGCUAUUAUUAUAAUUUUUUUUUUUUUUUUUCAUUGUAAAUAGUCCCUCCCCCCAUUACCGACACAGUAUCAUAGACGCUUGAUUCACGAUUCAAUCCGAUCAUCUUAACAAAAACACACGUCCGUCCAACGCCCAACGUCGCUCCCUAUACGGAUACCGCGGUGAAUAUAUUAUUUCGCGUUACGCACAUCGUUGUUAGGUGUACGCGUGCGCGUCCAUUCGCGGGACGAAUCUCACCCGACAACGAUCCCCGGGUCCUUGGGGUCUUAUCGGUUAUCAUUAUUUUCUAUUUGGAUUGUAAAAUCGGUUUUGAAUUUUUUUUAUUUAACACGCGCUUUCAGCUCACCACCGGACUUCCAUUCCCGUUCGAAGUUACCGCGAGAAAAAAAUAAUCACGCAACGCAAACAUAAUGUUCGACGGUCCUCUAUGUACAUGCUUCAUACAGCACAUCGCAACCGUAUUACUGUUAUACAACGUGUCGAAUUGAAUCGUGAUUUAAACGAUACUAUUGCGCUAUCGUUGUCAUCCCUCGUGGUUUUAUAAUAUUUUACAACGUCGUGUACCUAUAUAAAUAUAUUAUUAUUAUUAUACUGUUUAAUUUUAGAACACUAUUGUUUAGUCGCGGCCAGUUCGCCCAGUCACAAUGGUCUAUCGUAAUGCUAUUUUAUCUUGUUAAACGGAUACACGAUGUAUAAUAAAUUAUUAAACGUUUCCAUCGAAUGUGUAAUGAUCAUUUUCCGAGUCAUUGUUCGACGCCUGUCGAUCGUCUCUUGUACAUCGAAUCACAAAAUAUCAGUGCAUUGACAGUAUUUCAAACCAGUAAGGGGUAAUACUAUUAAUAUUGUUAUUAUUGUAUCGAUCCCGUGUUCAUGAUACAUUUUUUUUAUUUAUUUAUUUUUUU
Molecule: messenger RNA, 2806 nt
Organism: Sipha flava (yellow sugarcane aphid)
Lineage: Eukaryota; Metazoa; Arthropoda; Insecta; Hemiptera; Aphididae
Exons: 8
Coding region: 452-1822 (456 amino acids)
Source: RefSeq, a predicted model, not a curated record